AUGGACGUUCGAAUUACUAGUUCAGUCAUCUCAAUACCAGUCCCGAGCACGAGCCGGGAAUGCUACACGGGGAUCGUGUACUGUCAUAAUCAGAAGGCAGUUGGAGUUGAUUUAUCUCCGCAGACGGCCGCGUUCCAGCCAGUGCGAAUAUUCGGAAAGGGCUUAGCAAAACCCGGCCGGGUGUAUCUGUUUGCAACCCACGACUGUGACGACGAGCUGGUCAAGCGGGCCCAGUGGCUGCUGGAGAAACUAAGUUACCCCUGGGAGAUGAUGCCCCUGAUGUACGUCAUACUGAAGAGCGCCGAUGGCGAUGUACAAAAAGCGCACCAGCGAAUCGACGAAGUGUGCGUGGAUAAAGCGAAAUCCAAAAUAAGAUGCAAUUGUUUCGGAGUACAAAAGUUAAAAGUUAUAGGAAGCCAUACGCACGCCGUACCACACACAGCCACAACCACAAAGACACUACUGGACAUCUCCAAUCAAACAAAAAAAAAACCUUCUCUACAAUCAAUUAAUACGAAAAAAGCCAAGCGAUCGAUCAAGACGUACGAGCUGGUGAAGUCGUCCCUCGACCGCAACCACAGCGACCGGCUGACGGAGGAGGACGACGAGGACGAGAACAUCUCGGUGACGAACCACACCAACUCCACCGGUCGCUCGCGGUCGAGUUCGCGGUCCCGGUCGCGGUCCUGCUCGCGCCACGUCGAAACCCCGCGAGCCGACGAGCGGGCGCUCAAUCUUGACACCAAAUACAAACCCGCCAGCACCAGCGCCAGCAGCCGGGAGGACGACCGGGAGCCGCUGGCGUUCGACGAGGGGUCUACGGUGAUCUCACACGGUCGGCCCGCGAGCAGCCAUCAGCAUCACCAUCACCACCUGCAUCAGCAUCAUCAUCAUCCCGCCAAGUACAGCCAGACGGAGGAGGUGGAUCAUCAGCCGAGCAGCAAUUCGCCCGUUUCGGUGGAGGAACCGACCACCGUGUACGACGUGGUGGUAGAGACCGGUGGUAAGCGGGCACGGGCCAGGCUCAGUCCGGCGCAGGAAGCGGAACAGAAGUCUCCGGCACCCGAGACGACCCAACACUACGAGGCGUACCUGGAUUCGGUGCGGCGGAGUAAAAAGAGCGCCACGGCUAAGGAACCCACCGACACGCAGGACGCGACCGCCGGGGAAAGCUACGAGAAGGAGAAGGAGAUGCGCAUCCCGUACUCGCUCCCGAAGAGCACCUUCGACCGGUUGGACCUGCUGAAGAAACCGAAUGGGCUCAACCUUCCCGCGCUCUACAAGUACAAUGCUAUCGAUAACAACUUCGCCUUUCCGUUGUUGCUACCGGGCCUGGGGGCGGCCAAUAGGACGCUCUACCCUACGCCGUUUUCCGCCCAGCUCCUACCGUCCACCCUCUAUCAGUCCGUCAGCAGCGAGUCCACGACUAUACCGAUGUUCCAAACGCACUUUCUCGGCUACCAGCCACCGCUACAGCUGCCCGAACACUUCUACCGGAGUAAGGAGCAACAGCAGCAGCUGGAGCAGCAGCAGCAGCAGCAGCAACAGCAACAGCUGCAGGCUCUGGAACCAAAGGAACCGACGUCGACGGACUCGACCAGCCCACCGAAGGCGACGCUGUUCUACGCCACUACGGUAGACAACUCGAUCGCUUCCCAGCAGGCUUCUAUUGCUACAAUCCUCUAA
Molecule: messenger RNA, 1686 nt
Organism: Anopheles coustani
Lineage: Eukaryota; Metazoa; Arthropoda; Insecta; Diptera; Culicidae
Product: lateral signaling target protein 2 homolog
Exons: 4
Coding region: 1-1686 (561 amino acids)
Source: RefSeq, a predicted model, not a curated record